AUGAAUAAGACUAGAAAAGCGAAAAAAGAAAAAACAGCUGCUGUUGCAGUGUUUCACGGAGCAGUAGAAGGUGAUAUGGUCAUUUUGAAUUGUAGACAGGGUGUACGAAUAAAAGCAACAUUUACCGAGCUACCAAAAGUAAAACAUGGGUUCCAUAUUCAUAAAGCAGGAGAUUUACGUGGCGAAGGCUGUAAGGGUGCUUGUGAUCUAGGAAACAUUGAAAUGAAACACAAGAAAUGUACACAAACUUAUACUGUUAAAAAUACUUCUGUCCGAGACUUAUGGGGACGUUCUAUCAUUGUACAUGCAGAUGAAGAUGAUUUGGGAAAAGGUGGAUUUCCAGAUUCAACAGCAAUAGGUCACUCCGGAGCGCAUUUUCUAGUAGAUGAUCUCGAUCUACUAGGAGAUUUUCUACCAGGUGAUCUACCACGUCUAGUGGCAGAACGAUUCGGUGAUCUUCUAUCAGGCGAUCUUCUACCAGGUGAUCUUCUACUAGAUCUCAUAGGAGAUCUCAUACCACGUCUAGUGUCAGACCGAUUAGGCGAUCUUCUACCUCGUCUAGUGGCAGAAUGA
Daphnia pulex (common water flea) is the source of this 573-nucleotide messenger RNA. RefSeq names its product superoxide dismutase [Cu-Zn]-like. The transcript is spliced from 3 exons. Lineage: Eukaryota; Metazoa; Arthropoda; Branchiopoda; Diplostraca; Daphniidae. Gene Ontology annotation, molecular function: superoxide dismutase activity; copper ion binding. Bases 1 to 573 code for a protein of 190 amino acids. The record is from RefSeq and is a predicted model, not a curated record. Gene Ontology annotation, biological process: removal of superoxide radicals.